Molecule: messenger RNA, 1497 nt
Organism: Myxocyprinus asiaticus (Chinese sucker)
Lineage: Eukaryota; Metazoa; Chordata; Actinopteri; Cypriniformes; Catostomidae
Product: one cut domain family member 2-like
Exons: 2
Coding region: 103-1497 (464 amino acids)
Biological process (GO): regulation of transcription by RNA polymerase II
Cellular component (GO): nucleus
Molecular function (GO): DNA-binding transcription factor activity, RNA polymerase II-specific; RNA polymerase II cis-regulatory region sequence-specific DNA binding
Source: RefSeq, a predicted model, not a curated record
UAUUGGGAAGAAAAACUGUAACCGAGAGGCCUUAGAGAACCGCUCGAACGGAGAGGAAAAACCCAUCCCUGGCAUAAAGCUUGGAAUAAAUCAAUGGACUGAAUGAAGACUGCCUAUAACGCCUAUCGAUGCCUGGCCAAGGAUUUGGAUGCGUACGCCAUGAACCCAGAGAUGACAAUGGACAUUGGCAACCUCCACGGUGGAGUGAGCCAUGAGCAGGACUUGAUGAGCCACAGCCCCCAUCACAAUCGCAACCCGGGGGCUUCGUUACGGAUACACCAGGAUCUGAGCGUGGCUUCGUCGCGGAGCGCGAUGGUAUCCAGUAUGGCUUCGAUUCUGGACGGCGCCGGGGGAGAGUACCGUCCGGAGCUGUCUCUGCCGCUCCAUCACGCCAUGAGCAUGCCGUGCGACACGUCCCCGCCCGGGAUGAGCGGCACCUACACCACGCUGACCCCGCUGCAGCCUCUACCGCCUAUCUCAACCGUGUCCGACAAAUUCCACCAUCCGCAUCACCAUCACCACCACCACCACCAUCAGCGUCUCUCUGGGAACGUGAGCGGGAGUUUCACUCUCAUGCGGGAUGAGAGAGCUCUGCCGACCAUGAACAACCUCUACAGCCACUAUCAUAAAGACAUGAGCGGGAUGGGUCAGAGCUUGUCCCCCCUGGCCAGCAGUCCGCUCGGCAAUGGCCUGGGUUCCAUCCACAACGCCCAGCAAACGCUCCACAACUACGGCGCGCACGGCCACGACAAGAUGCUGAGCUCCAACUUUGACGCGCACACUGCCAUGCUGGCCAGAGGGGACCAGCACCUCUCCCGAGGCCUCGGUGGCCCAGCGACGGGCCUUAUGCCCCCCCAUUUGAACGGGAUGCACCACACCGGGCAUCCGGGCCACCCUCAAUCCCACGGGCCCGUGUUGGCUUCCAACCGGGACAGACCACCCUCCUCCUCUGGAACGCAAGGUUCGGGACAGCUGGAAGAGAUCAACACCAAAGAAGUGGCUCAGCGCAUCACAGCCGAGCUGAAGCGCUACAGCAUCCCGCAGGCCAUCUUCGCGCAGCGGGUGCUGUGUCGCUCGCAGGGCACCCUGUCCGACCUGCUGCGGAACCCCAAACCCUGGAGUAAACUCAAGUCGGGACGGGAGACGUUUCGCCGAAUGUGGAAAUGGUUACAGGAGCCCGAGUUUCAGAGGAUGUCGGCCCUUCGGCUUGCAGCAUGCAAAAGAAAAGAGCAGGACCCGAGCAAAGACAGGAGCAAUACACCAAAGAAAUCGCGGCUGGUUUUCACCGACCUGCAGCGGAGAACACUACUGGCCAUCUUUAAAGAGAACAAACGUCCAUCCAAAGAAAUGCAGCUGACCAUCUCGCAGCAGCUGGGACUGGAACUGAACACUGUAAGCAACUUCUUCAUGAAUGCACGCAGACGCAGUCUGGACAAAUGGCUGGACGAGGGGAGUCCAGGAAACAUGUCCACCGGCAGCACUUGUACCAAAGCGUGA